Messenger RNA from Acyrthosiphon pisum (pea aphid), 615 nucleotides. RefSeq lists its product as uncharacterized. The record is from RefSeq and is a predicted model, not a curated record. Lineage: Eukaryota; Metazoa; Arthropoda; Insecta; Hemiptera; Aphididae. The coding region runs from base 1 to 615 and encodes 204 amino acids. Gene Ontology annotation, molecular function: sequence-specific DNA binding. The transcript has 5 exons.
AUGGGAGAUAGCGAAUUCGAAUGUCCUGUGUAUGGUAGUUAUGCUGCUCAAAGUAAUGAUGUUGAAACUGGAAAUAAUGUAAUUUUACCAAUGGAACAAAAUAUAAGAGAGGAAAAUAUUGAAAAUGCUGUUGUAAAUAAUUUUAAAUCACCAAGACGGUCACUUAGACUUACUAGAAACAAUGAGGAUAUGAGUAAUAAAAAUAUACCGGACCAUACUUCAGGAUCUGGAUUACGAUGUUCCGUUAAAAACUGCUUUAACAGGCAUUCAAAGAUUCUUAGUCUCUUUGGCUAUUCUAAGGAUUUCACGCUCAGAAAAAAGUGGAUAGAAAAAUGUGAAAUAAAAAAAGGUCCUGCUAAAAUAGUAAAACCUUGUACAAGAGUUUGUAUUACUCAUUUUGAACUAGAAUGUUUCAAGAAUACUGCAUUAAAAAAUAGAUUAAAACCAGGUGCUAUUCCAUCAUUAUUUUUUGAUAGUGGUAAUACAAAAAUUUCGAUGGUCAGCAAGCUGAGCAAGUCUUCAAUCAGUUGCAAGUCGACGAUCCGCAAGUACAACAAGGCUACGACUAGCAAGUCAAUGGUCGGCCAGCCGAACAAGGCUACGACCGCCAAGUAG